Oncorhynchus gorbuscha (pink salmon) is the source of this 1525-nucleotide messenger RNA. RefSeq names its product adenosine receptor A1-like. Gene Ontology annotation, biological process: G protein-coupled adenosine receptor signaling pathway. Gene Ontology annotation, molecular function: G protein-coupled adenosine receptor activity. The record is from RefSeq and is a predicted model, not a curated record. Lineage: Eukaryota; Metazoa; Chordata; Actinopteri; Salmoniformes; Salmonidae. Gene Ontology annotation, cellular component: synapse; dendrite; membrane. The coding region runs from base 127 to 1044 and encodes 305 amino acids. The transcript is spliced from 2 exons.
GUGAACAUCCUCAAGCCUAAAGGAACAAGAAACGUGCUGGCAAAUCUCCAGAGGUAUAGAACAGAGCACACUUAGUGUUAAGUACAGUAAUUGGCCAUAUUAAACUUCCAUUGGACGGUUGACGGGAUGCCUGGAGGAGACGUUGUCUACACAGUGCUGGCGGUGCUGAUCGCUGUUGCCUGCUGUCUGGGAAAUGUCCUGGUGAUCUGGGCAGUGUGGUCGAGCAGCAACCUCCGGCAGCCCACCUUCUGUUUUUUGGUCUCUCUGGCUGCAGCUGACUUCCUUGUAGGUUCUGUGGCUGUGCCGCUGGCUGUGCUGGUGGAUGGACGGGUGUGCACCUCGUUCAAUGUAUGUCUCUUCAUAAGCUGUGUGGUCAUCAUGUUGACAAUGUCUUCGGUCAUGUCUCUGCUAGCCAUCUCUGUGGACAGAUUCCUACGCGUCUUCAUCCCUCUCAGGUACAAGAGGACAGUAACAGAGAGGAGAUCUUGGGUGGUGGUGGCAAUAUGUUGGUUUGUUGCCUUCAUGUUGAGCUUCCCACCCAUGCUUGGGUGGUACAACCAUGACACCUUGUCUCACUCAGGGAACUCAACCACCAUCAUCUGCCGUUUCCUGGCUGUGAUUCCCAUGUCAUACCUGGUUUACUUUGCAUUCCUCCUCUGCACCCUCACUCCGUUGCUUGUCACGGCUGUCCUAUACUGCUACAUCUUCUGUAGCAUCCAGAAGAACACGAGAGAGAAGGUGGGGAGCGGUGCCCAGUCCCAUACCUACUUCAGGAAGGAGAGGAGCCUGGCCCGAUCCCUGACUCUUGUCCUGGUGCUCUUCACCAUUUGCUGGCUCCCUCUGGACAUCAUGAACUGUGUUGCCUACUUUGGUAACCCAUCAGACAUACCCCAACAGGCCUUCUAUGUGGGCAUCCUCCUCUCCCAUGGCAAUUCAGCUGUCAACCCGAUCGUUUAUGCCUUCAGGAUCCGCAAGAUCCAGAAAGCGUACCUGAGGAUCUGGAGGAAUGUCUUUGUGUGUCGAGGUGACAGGCAGGGCUCUUAGAGCAACCACACCACUGAAAAAAAUAUUAGCAGCAACCCUGACAGUGCGACCAGAAAUACUGAUGCAGAUGCUAUCAGUGUUGUGAAAAUCGGCACAGUUGAAGGUGCAGAAUGUUAAUAGUGUAGGAAGACAACAAAAAUGAUUGUCGUUUAGCUUUUUAUCUUUGGCAAAGUGCAUCAAGACCUAAGAACCUGAAUAAAAAGGGAAAACUACUGCCAGGGUGUUACAUUUCACAUUUGUUGAAUAAAACUGAGGGUUAAUAAAUACACAGAGAAGGUUGCAAAGAUGUCAAGUAAAAGGGCCAUUUUUUGGUUUCAUUUUACUCAUCGAUUUCCUGUUUAAAGACUCUCCUUUCUUGAAUGUACUGAAUUUUAAAUGUUUUUGUUCAAAUGGAAAUAACAUGAUUUAUAUGGAAGUUUCCAAUUAAUAUGUAGAUGUCUAAUCUGAAAAUGUAAAUGUGAAUGUGGAUUGGGCAUAUGAA